Saccharomyces eubayanus is the source of this 3348-nucleotide messenger RNA. RefSeq names its product DNA repair protein SMC6 (gene SMC6). The transcript has a single exon. NCBI's taxonomy places the organism in Eukaryota, Fungi, Ascomycota, Saccharomycetes, Saccharomycetales, Saccharomycetaceae. Gene Ontology annotation, molecular function: single-stranded DNA binding; ATP hydrolysis activity; damaged DNA binding. Bases 1 to 3348 code for a protein of 1115 amino acids. The record is from RefSeq and is a predicted model, not a curated record. Gene Ontology annotation, biological process: double-strand break repair via homologous recombination. Gene Ontology annotation, cellular component: site of double-strand break; Smc5-Smc6 complex; nucleus.
AUGACUUCAACAGUGGUUGGUAAUAAAAGGCCUAUAGAGCAGGUUGACGAUGAGUUGCUUUCAUUGACUGCCCAACAGGAAAACGAACAGCAACAGCAACAGAGAAAGCGCAGACGCCACCAGUUUGCUCCUAUGACUCAAUUCAGCAAUAAUACGCUGGAUGAAGAAGACAGUGGCAUCAGGAGCAAUUCCGAGACUACAGUGGCGGAUAACGAUGCCUUUUUGGAGGAAUCGCCUUCUGGAUAUAUCAAAAAAGUAAUCUUAAGAAACUUUAUGUGCCAUGAACACUUUGAACUUGAGCUAGGUUCCCGAUUAAAUUUUAUUGUCGGUAACAACGGUAGUGGUAAAAGUGCCAUAUUGACUGCUAUUACUAUUGGUUUGGGAGCCAAGGCAAGUGAGACCAAUAGAGGCUCGUCUUUAAAGGACUUGAUUCGAGAAGGCUGCUAUUCUGCCAAAAUUACUCUUCAUCUAGACAAUAGCAAGUAUGGUGCCUAUCAACAAGGAACUUUUGGUAAUGAAAUUAUAGUAGAGAGAACAAUCAAGAGAGAUGGACCUGCCUCUUUUAGUUUGAAAUCUGAAAACGGGAAGGAGAUCAGCAGUAAGAAAAAAGAUAUUCAAACUGUAGUGGACUAUUUUUCUGUUCCUGUAAGUAACCCAAUGUGUUUUUUAUCACAAGAUGCAGCCCGGUCUUUCCUAACUGCUAGCACUUCUCAAGAUAAAUAUAGCCAUUUUAUGAAAGGGACUUUACUGCAAGAAAUCACUGAAAAUUUGGUUUAUGCCAGUGCCAUUCAUGAUAGUGCACAGGAAAACAUGGGACUGCAUUUAGAAAAUUUGAAGUCUUUGAAGGCCGAAUAUGAAGAUGCUAAGAAAUUGUUACGAGAGUUGAAUCAGACUUCAGACUUAAGCGAGAGAAAAAUGCUUUUACAAGCGAAAUCAUUAUGGAUUGAUAUUGCGCAUAACACGGAUGCCUGCAAAAACUUGGAAGAUGAGAUCAGUGGUAUUCAGCACAAAAUCGAUGAAAUUUCUGAGAAAAUUAACAGCAGGCAAGAAAAGAUUGAACGUUACACAUCUGACGGUGCAACUGUUGAAGGAGAAAUCGAUUCCAAGGUCGUAUAUGUUAAUGAAAAGGAUAGCGAUCAUCAAAAUGCAAGGCAGCUAUUAAGGGACGUUAAGAGUAGGUUUGAAAAGGAAAAAAGUAAUCAAGCUGAAGCGGAAAGUAAUAUUGAUCAAGGUAAGAAAAAAGUCAAUGCUUUAAAUAAAACAAUUGCUCAUUUGGAAGAGGAACUGACGAAAGAAAUGGGGGGUGAUAAAGAUCAGAUGAGAAAGGAACUUGAACAAUUAGAAAAAGAUAAUGAAAAAUUGAGAGAUGUUAAUAAUUCUCUGGUUGUUAAUUUACAAGAUUCACAGAACGAAGAAAAAGACAUUCAGCAUGAACGUGAAUCAGAAUUGAGAAUCGCUACGCGUAGCAUUCAAAACAAAAAAAUAGAGUUACAGAAUAUUGCCAAAGGUAAUGAUACUUUCUUAAUGAACUUCGAUCGUAACAUGGAUAUGCUUCUGAGGACCAUAGAACAAAGAAAAAACGAGUUUCAAACUCCUCCAAUCGGGCCAUUGGGUUCCUUUGUAACUAUCAAAAAAGAUUUCGAGAAGUGGGCACGUUCUAUCCAAAGAGCCAUAUCAUCUUCCUUGAAUUCAUUUGUUGUGUCGAACGCAAAGGAUAAUAGGCUAUUCAGGGACAUUAUAAGGUCAUGCGGUAUAAGAAGCAAUAUCCCUAUUGUUACCUAUCGUUUAAAUCAAUUCGAUUAUUCAAGAGGUAAGGCACACGGUAACUAUCCAACCAUAGUGGACGCGCUGGAUUUUACAAARCCAGAAAUUGAGUGCCUAUUCGUUGAUUUAAGUAAAAUUGAAAAAAUAGUGUUGAUAGCUGAUAAAAAUGAAGCUAGAAAUUUCUUACAGAGAACUCCGGCAAAUGUUAAUAUGGCUUUGUCGUUGAGAGAUAGACGUAGUGGUUUCCAACUUUCAGGUGGCUAUAGGCUAGAUACGGUUACGUAUCAAGAUAAAAUCAGGUUAAAGGUUAAUUCAUCAUCCGAUAAUGGGGCCAGCUAUUUGCAGGACCUGAUUGAACAAGAGACCAAAGAAAUACAACAUAUACGAGAUCGUUAUGAGGAGAAAUUGGGUGUUGUAAGGUUAAAAAUAAAUGAAAUAGAUGUUCGACUCAGAAACACAAAAAAUGAAAUGAGAAAAACUAAUUCGAGAAUCACGGAAUUGAAAAUGAAUGUUGGGAAAGUAGUCGAUACAGGUAUACUGAAUUCGAAAAUCAAUGAGAGGAAAAAUCAAGAACAAGCCAUCGCCGGUUACGAAGCUGCUAAAGAAGAACUUGGGUUGAAGAUUGAACAAAUUGCACAAGAAGCUCAACCCAUCAAAGAGCAAUACGAUUCUACAAAAUUAGCUCUGGUGGAAGCGCAGGAUGAAUUACAGCAACUAAAGGAAGACAUCAACAGUCGUCAAUCCAAGAUACAAAAAUUCAAAGAUGAUAUUGUUUAUUACCAAGAUAAAAAGAAAUCUUAUCAGGAAAAUAUAAAAAAAAUUGAAGCCAAUGUAGCGGUAUUAAAUGAAGGUAUACAAAAACAGAUUGAAAAUGCUUGUGGAUUUUGUUCAAAGGAGCAACUGGAAGGUGUCGACUUACCGGAUACUCAAGAUGAAAUCAAACGUGAACUGGAAAAAGUCUCGAGGAUGAUCCAAAAGGCUGAGAAAAGCUUAGGGUUGUCACAGGAAGAGGUUAUUGAGCUAUUUGAGAAAUGUAGAAAUAAAUACAAAGAAGGUCAAAAGAAAUACGUGGAGAUAGACGAGGCACUAAACAGGUUGCAUAAUUCCCUAAAAGCUCGUGACCAGAACUACAAAAAUGCAGAAAAGGGAACAUGCUUUGACGCAGACAUGGAUUUCCGUGCAUCCUUGAAAGUUCGAAAAUUCUCUGGGAACCUUUCUUUCAUCAAAGAUACCAAGAGCUUAGAGAUAUAUAUCUUAACCACUAACGAUGAAAAAGCAAGGAAUGUAGACACUUUAUCUGGUGGUGAAAAGUCCUUUUCCCAAAUGGCAUUGUUAUUGGCUACAUGGAAACCUAUGCGUUCUAGGAUUAUUGCAUUGGACGAGUUCGACGUUUUCAUGGAUCAAGUGAAUAGAAAGAUUGGUACCACUCUAAUAGUCAAAAAGCUAAAAGAUAUUGCAAGAACUCAAACUAUUAUCAUUACUCCUCAAGACAUCGGGAAAAUUGCUGAUAUCGACAGUUCCGGUGUUAGUAUACACAAAAUGAGAGAUCCUGAACGACAAAAUAACUCCAACUUUUAUAAUUAA